CAUCAUAUCAAAAUUGACGUGUACGUACAAUCAACCAGCUCCUUUAGCACUGCUUUUUAGAAACAUGUAUACGUUACGAAUGCACGGACUACAAUGAAGAACGCGAAGACGUACUGCUUGGAAAAAUCAAUUGCGCUUGCGCGAACUUCAGUCAAGAUAUCAUGAUAUGACUAUUUUUCUGUGAGAAAUAUCCGUUGUAUUUUCGCUACUGCGCCAAAUCGAUCGGAUAAUCGCCUACUUUUCUCUCCCGCGCAAAAUGCGAGCAACUUAUUUCUAUAGCACCUUAAAUUACAUCUUGAUAUUUUAUGUUAUUUUCGUUGGUAUAUUUAUGUUAAAUUAAGGAAUUUUACCUUAGAAAAACGCUAAAAGAAAAAUAUUAGAUAAUAUUCUUUAUUCGAGGAAGGAGGUAGGCAAAAUCAUUUUGAUAUCUCGUUCCCAAAUGUAUGUGGAAGCUCGAACAAGAGUGACCUGUAUUGAUAGUCAGUUUCUUUAUCUUCUUCGAAUUUCUCUGGUCGCAGUUGGAUUAUGGCCUUAUCAUCGAACAAUGCUUGUUCAAUUUCAGUCUUGUGUGUUUUCUCUUACUACGAUUAGCUUUAUUAUAUUUCAGCUUACAACACUUCUAACUAAGAAUUCUACAGAAUGGACUAUUGACUUUAUCGUAGAAAUACUUUCUAAAUCACUUUUUCUUUUUUUGUGCGUAAUUCCAUACAAUUUUAUUUGGAUUAACUCACAUUGUGUGACGCAUAUAUUGGAAAAUCUUCAGUAUGUCUGUAGCGAGUUAAAGGAUGAAAACGAAGGUGCUAUAAUAAAAAGAUAUGGACAUAUUGCAAAAUGUGUUGCAAUUGGAUUAACAUUGUUGGCGAUAUGUAUCUUAAUCAUCUUUACUGUCUUGCCAAUUCUGCCGCGGAUUUUCGACAUCUUUUUCCUCGUAAAUACUUCCGAAUCAUAUCGCAAUAUAUAUAUCACAACUGAAUAUUUUGUCGAUAAAGAAAAAUAUUUUUAUUUUAUUUUGCUGCAUAUGUACGCAGCCCAUUACAUAGCACUAGGUACAUUAAUAGGGGCAGGUAUAUUGUGGACAGGAUACUGCAUAUAUUUUUGUGGAUUAUUUGCGAUUGCUAGUUACCGCAUCGAACAGGCAAUGCGAAUAAAUAAUAGUGACGAAAUAACUAAUCGAAAGGACAAGAGAAAGAUCGACAAGAAGAUAAGUCAUGCGGUGGACAUUCAUCGCGCAGCUGUUGAGUUGACUGAAUUCUUUAUAUAUAACUUGGAGGAAACAUGCAUUCUUCUAAUGGCGAUUAUUCUAAUUUGUUUGAGUCUUAAUCUGUUUGGAAUCGUUCACGCCAUUAAUUUUGUAUUUAGUAUGGAAAAUUUUCUAUUACACUGUGGUUUUACGCUUACCACUUUAACAGCUUCAUUAGGAGGCCACUAUGCCGGGCAAGAAAUUACAGAUCACUAUAAUUACAUAUUUUCAUCCGCAUAUAACAUUCGAUGGUACGUUGCACCUGUACGCGUGCAAAGAUUAAUAUUGUUUCUGUUGCAAAAAGGCACUAAGCCUUAUAGAAUGAAAUUCGGUGGUCUUUAUAUAACAUCUUUAGAAAACUUUGCCUCGGUAAACCUACUAUACAUUAUGUAUCAAUAUGUAUAUAUAGUAUACAUUAUACAGUAUAUAUAUAUAUAUCCUGAAAACUAAAAUGACGUUUUCAUUACAGGUAUUAACUGCAUCAAUAUCGUAUUUUACUGUUAUAUAUUCUAUACAAAAAUGAUAUUAAUAUGAAUCAGCUAAUAUUAUGUUAAAACUAAUAUUAUGUUAAAGUUAAUAUUAUGUUAAAACCAAAUGGUAAACCAUCAAAGAUAAGUAACUUUCUGUUCUUAAAAGUUCCGUUCUUAAAUAACUGAUGCCUGAAAUUAUCAGAAAAUGAAUAAAGAAGAUGAAAAAAAAGAAUAUAACAAGAGAAUCUCUCGAACCCGAUAAUUCCGACAAUUAAUGACGCUUGGCCAUAGACAUAUAUAAAUAGACAGAGCAAUAGGCUGCAAUAGACACAGAGAAUGCGUACAAUCUCUAUUUCUAUCGCAGUCUAAUGCUCCGUCUAUUUAUAUAUGUCUAUGCACUUGGCAUAAAUGUUAAUUAGGUAAAUAGAUGAAUUUACUAAGUUUUCAUUGCGGUUAAAAAACGGUUUGAAGAGGUGUAACCAUCCUUCAAAGAUAUAGAUGCUUUCACUUUUUUUCAAUUAUCUUGUAAACGAAUUAAAAUAAAAAAAACUUUGUUUUAUACAAAAGUUUUGUAGAAAAAAUAGCUCUAUUUAACUAGACUAUUAUCUUAACUAGACUAUUAUUUACUAUAAUAAGAGUUUGGCCUACAAAACUUUUAUAUAAAACAUUUUUUAAUAUUUCAUUUGGUUGUCGAAGUAUAUUAAAAAAACUUGAAAUCCUCCAUAUUUUUGAAGGGCGAUUUCCCCGCUUCAAACCGUUGUUUAGCUGCAAUGGAAAAUUUCUAAAUUCAUCUAUUUACAUAAUCUACAUUUUAUGCAAAGUAUCAUUAAAAACAGAAUUUUCGAGUUUGAGAGAUUCCCUUGGAAGAAAUUGUUUCACAUUACAUAUGUACUUUUUUCUACAAAGUUUGUGCUUUAUGUAUGCCCAGAAACGUUUCUGAUUCAAUUAGCAUUAGGCGAAUGUGAUGACUACGGAAUUUUGAAUCGCAAUGCGUAUGCGGCAUUCAUGGCGAAAUUUGUCUUUCGAUCAUAAAGCUCGUACGAUACUUGAAGCUUUCUCUACAAGGCAUCUUAGGGAAGGAGUUUCAUUUCCAUCGAAGGGAUUUACCGGUUCCCAUUGGAAUUUCCUGUCUAAUGGUUUCCAUGUAAAAGUGUCGCCAGACACUCUCUUAUCAAUCAGAUUGUAUAUUCCUCCCGUUUUUUUAGUGGUUUUAAUAACGAAUACAUGUUAUAACAAUUAUCAUUAAAUAUUAAAAACAUUAAAUAUUAAAAAACCGGGACUAUAUGUUGUAAUUCAAUAAAUACGUGUUUUC
Messenger RNA from Ooceraea biroi (clonal raider ant), 3022 nucleotides. RefSeq names its product odorant receptor 4. NCBI's taxonomy places the organism in Eukaryota, Metazoa, Arthropoda, Insecta, Hymenoptera, Formicidae. Gene Ontology annotation, biological process: sensory perception of smell; detection of chemical stimulus involved in sensory perception of smell. Gene Ontology annotation, cellular component: plasma membrane. Gene Ontology annotation, molecular function: olfactory receptor activity; odorant binding. The record is from RefSeq and is a predicted model, not a curated record.